UGUGGUGCACACGGAAUAUGAUUUAAUUCAAAAUGUUUCUUUUAUUCCUGUGUUUGAUCUCCAUCGAAGUCUCCUUCUCUGUCGUCGACCGUACACGUGAGGACCGUGCGGUGGGUGCAGACAUUGUGCAGGCUGUUGUUGAUCUCAUAAGGGAUAAUUGCAUCUAUCCAAACGAUAGAGUGUUUCUCAGACGUCUGGCGUAUGUUGAAUCCAGAGAUGGAAGGAACUUGAACACUUUUCGACCGAAUUUUUAUGGUGGAAUUUGGCAGGUGGAAGAAUCUGAUUUUAAUUCAACCAAACAUAACCCUUUGCUUGUGGAACAAUAUAUGAAAAUCCAGGAAGAACUAAAAAUAGCAUGGGAAAAUGUACGCUGGAGGGAUCUCACAAAGCCUCUAUAUUCAGGACUAGCUGCCAGUCUCGUUUUACUGACGAAAGUUGGAGAUAACACUCCUGGAGUCUUGGAAAAACAAGCCGAAUAUUGGAUGAAUAACUAUCAUGCAGAUAAAUCACCAGAUUAUUUCAUAUCCCAAAUACAAAAAAUACCUGUUGAGGAUUGCCAAAUCGAUAUCGGAUUUAUUCUGGAUGAAUCCGGAAGCAUCGGGAAUCGUAAUUUUCAAACCAUGCUUGGUUUUGUUAAAAAUGUAACUGACAAGUUUGUGAUCGGCCCACAAGCAGUGGAAGUAGCGGUUGUGACUUUCGAUUCCUAUGCCUCUACUGCAUUUGGAUUUGGUAGCUAUACCUCUCACGCCAAUCUACAUAGGGCUAUUGACGAUGUUAGCUAUAAAGGGGGUGGAACAAAUACUGCUGAAGGAAUUCGUCUGGCCAGAGAAUCUGUCUUUCGAAAUGGAGCACGCCGGAGUUCAACCAAAGUCGGUCUUGUUAUCACUGAUGGUUGUUCAAACGACCAUAGUGCUUCCAUUCAAGAGGCUCAGUACGCAAAGAGAAAAGAUGGUAUAGUUCUGUUUGCGCUUGGAAUCGGUGGCAUUUGUAUGAAUGAAUUGGAGGCAAUAGCCAGUCAGCCUAGCUGCACUCACGUAUUUUUCCUGACUGGAUUUUCUGACAUUGACAGCUUAAUACAUGAAAUCCGAAAAGCAGCCUGUAGAGCUCCCAUUAUAAUUGAUCCCCAUCAGCCAGUGAUUUCAGGCAACAACGGAACAACUACCGCCACACCAACGUUUCAUAACUACACAAUAACACAGACAUUAAGUACAAAUAAAACAGAAACAAAGACAGUUGCGGUACCUACCAACAACGCAGCUAAUGAUACAGAUGGCGAAAGUAUAAUGCAAUUGACAGUGAACUGUGGAAUCGUCCAUGUGUACAUGUCUUACGACCACCCUCAUCCAAGUUCAGUUCUCUACAGUAACAAGCUGACGGCUACAGAUGGCCACCCUGCGGUGCUCUUCCUGAAUAAAACAGUGGAUGGCCGCCCGCUCUACAUGACGUAUGUAGGGACACGUUUACCAUCAGAUGCUGCAGACCUGAAAAACUGCAGUGACGCACAUUACGAGAUGACGUUUACAUACGUAAACAAAUCAGGAUUAGAAAUAAUUUGUCGACAAAACGGACAAGAGCGCGAGUGCACAAAACUUGAUUUCCAACUUCACAAGAAAUAUAAGGAUUACUUGUGUAGUUCACCAGCAGGUGUGAAAGAAGCCCCAGUACCAAACCCGUGCACCAUGGAGGUUGUUCAAAACAACGAAUUAUUCCACCCACAUCCGUAUGAUAAUACAAAGUUUAUAACAUGUGGUCACCAACAGCAUAAAAUGUACAUUACUCAGUGUCCACAAGGAGAACGGUAUUUCCAGGGUUCACAUUCCUGUGGAACCACAACAACCAUCAUGACUGGCGACAAGAUCCCUCUUGAUCCGGAUUUGAUUAAUCCCUGUACUGCACAAGCGGUGGCCAACCAAGAGUUCUUCUUCCCGUAUAGCAGGGAUAAUUCAAAAUUCAUCUAUUGUGACGUCUGGAGACACGCGUGGGUCAUGCCGUGUCCACCCACUUUAGUGUGGGGCCAGAAGAUUCACGCUUGUAUUGAGAACUUGCAUAGGUCAUCAAAUCCUUGUACCCACGACCAAGUAGACAGGGCGAUUACCAUGUUUCCUCAUCCUGAUCCUCACAAGUACAUACACUGCGAUACUGGACUAACACCAUGGGUACAGUCGUGUGCUGGAGGCACAGUUUUCGAUUUUACUACACAAAAUUGCGUGUGGGAAAAUCUAUUUGAUUGAUAGAAAAUAAUACAAAUUUCUAUCCAACCUUAUUACAUGUAUAUAUACAUGAAAUUUGUUCAUUGAAUUAAAGAUACUUUGUUCAA
This is a messenger RNA of Ostrea edulis (European flat oyster), 2317 nucleotides long. RefSeq lists its product as uncharacterized. The transcript is spliced from 8 exons. The coding region runs from base 33 to 2231 and encodes 732 amino acids. The record is from RefSeq and is a predicted model, not a curated record. Gene Ontology annotation, cellular component: extracellular region. Gene Ontology annotation, molecular function: chitin binding. Lineage: Eukaryota; Metazoa; Mollusca; Bivalvia; Ostreida; Ostreidae.